Molecule: messenger RNA, 1395 nt
Organism: Aspergillus fischeri NRRL 181
Lineage: Eukaryota; Fungi; Ascomycota; Eurotiomycetes; Eurotiales; Aspergillaceae
Product: putative MFS transporter
Exons: 3
Coding region: 1-1395 (464 amino acids)
Biological process (GO): transmembrane transport
Molecular function (GO): transmembrane transporter activity
Source: RefSeq, a predicted model, not a curated record
AUGAUCGAGGACAUUGGCGUCCCCAAAAACGAAGUUGCGAAAUGGGUCGGAAUCACCUCGGCGGCGUCAGCCAGCUGCCAGGCCGCCAUGGCUGUGACCUGGGGAACAGUCUCGGACAGCGUCGGUCGCAAACCCAUCAUCCUGUGCGGCUUGACCUUCACCAUGAUUUUCUCGCUUAUGUUCGGCCUGUCAAAGUCUUUGGCAAUGCUAGUCGCUUCCCGUGCGCUGCUGGGCCUCAUGAACGGGAACGUCGGGAUCAUCCGCACCAUGGUAGCGGAGAUGGUUCCAGAGAAGGAGUUGCAGCCGCGUGCAUUCAGCAUUAUGCCGCUGGUUUGGACCAUUGGGAGUAUCUUUGGGCCGGCCUUUGGCGGUGCCCUGGCGCGCCCGGCGGAGAAGCAUCCGGGGACUUUCGGGAAUUGGAGGUUUUUCAAGGCCUAUCCGUUUCUGUUGCCUAACCUGGCGUCGGCUUUUCUGUUCGUUAUUGGGAUUACGACGGGGUGGCUCUUUUUGCAUGAAACUCUGGCUGCCAAGAAGCAUCACCGCGAUGUAGGCUUGCGGCUGGGUCAGAUGUUGACAGGCUCCUGCAGCUCUCGCAGAAAGGAGAUGUCCUACUCCGAGACGCAGGAGGAUGACGAAAGGACUGCGCUGCUGGGAAAGCACCGGUUCACAAAGAGCACGGCUGCUAAACGACCGAGCUGGAAGGAGGUCUUUUCUCCGCAAUCCACAUUGGUUCUUCUCGCCUAUGCCAUGAUGGCGAUGCAUAACAUGGCGUUUGACUCCCUGCUUCCAGUUUUCCUGCAUACGCCGAUCCAGAGAUUGGACGGGAAUCCCGAGGUGCGGUUGCCGUUCAAAUUUAUCGGCGGGUUCGGCGUCGACUCCCAAACAAUUGGCAUAUACUACACCUUGAUCGGUAUUAUCGGCAUGUUCGUUCAGUUCUUCAUCUUCCCAGUAGCGGCCAAGCGAUUUGGUGUUCUCAACUGCAUCAAAGUCAUUUCCGUCGCCUCCCCUGUCGUCUACCUCCUGACACCCUUCACUGCACUCGUACCAGCAUCGAUUCGGAGUUUUGUUGUGUUCAUGCUCAUGCUCAGCAAGCUGAUAUGCAGCAUCUUCAGCUUUCCCUGCUGCACGAUCCUCCUGACUAACUCCGCGGCCAGUCUCAGCGUGUUGGGGACUCUGAAUGGCGUCGGCACGAGUGUCAGUGCACUCGGAAGAGCAGCGGGACCUGCACUUAUCGGUGCGGCGUUUUCCUAUGGCGUUAACCAGGGCUACGUCAUCCUCCCUUGGUGGCUUCUGGCUUUCUUUGCUGCCUUGAGUGCGGUGCCUGUCUUUUGGGUAGAGGAAACAGAUGGCUUUCAAGGCGGCCAAGAGUCGGAAUCGGAGGCUGCGGAGGAUUGA